This is a messenger RNA of Vicia villosa (hairy vetch), 3147 nucleotides long. RefSeq lists its product as uncharacterized. The transcript is spliced from 3 exons. The record is from RefSeq and is a predicted model, not a curated record. Lineage: Eukaryota; Viridiplantae; Streptophyta; Magnoliopsida; Fabales; Fabaceae. Bases 1 to 3147 code for a protein of 1048 amino acids.
AUGGAUUGUAGUUGGAUGAGAGCUAAUCGAUUAAGUGAUGAGUACGAACAUGGGGUGAUGGAAUUUCUUGAGUUUGCUGAAAGUAAUGCUAAAAAAGAUCUUCCUCCUCCUAAAAGUAAUGCUGAAGAUAGUCACCCUACGCUUUUUUUCUGUCCAUGUGUUCGUUUUGCAAAUAAAGAACCAAAGCUUAGUAAGAAAAAAAUCAUGGAUCAUCUAAUUUGUGAAGGAAUUUGUCAAAACUAUACACAAUGGAUAUGGCACGCUGAAGUGGUAGAAAAUUCAAAUGUGUCCCAAAGAGAUAAUGUUAGUGUAGAAAUGGAUGAUCGUCUGGAAGACAUGAUGUGUGAUAUUGGACAAGAUUCGUUUAAGAGGGCACAUGCGUAUGAUAGUUUAUGCAAUGACAAGGAUACACCUUUGUACCCGGGAUGCACAAAUUUUACACGUUUGUCAGCCGUGUUAAAAUUGUUUAAUCUGAAGGCAAUUAACGGGUCGACUGACAAUUUUUUUACCGAAUUGCUUGAAUUGUUGACACAAAUGCUUCCAGAAGGUAACUUACUUCCAAGUCGUUAUUACGAGGCGAAGAAAAUACUGUUUCCGAUGGGUUUGGAGUAUGAAAAGAUACAUUGCAAGGCGUCACGCUACAAAAAGAGACAUGGUGAAUCUAGUGAUGAUGAUGAGGUCAAAAAGGGUCCUCCUGCGAAAGUGGUAUGGUACCUACCAAUAAUUUCAAGGUUCAAGAGAUUAUUCGCUAAUGCAAACGACGCAAAGAAUCUUAGACGGCAUGCAGAAGAAAGAAAAUGUGAUGGACAAAUCCGCCAUGUAGCUGAUUCUUUGCAAUGGAAGAAAAUAGAUUCUUUGUUUCCAAAUUUUGGCAAAGAGUCGAGAAACCUUAGACUUGGACUUUCUACUGAUGGAAUGAAUCCGUUUGGUAAUCUAAAUACUAACCAUAUUUCUUGGCGUGUUCUUCUGAUGAUUUACAAUCUAUCUCCUAGGUUGUGCAUGAAGCGUAAAUAUGUGAUGUUAUCCAUGAUGAUUUCGGGCCCAAAACAAUCAGGAAACGACAUAGAUGUUUAUCUAAGUCCACUGAUCGGUGAUUUAAAAGUGUUGUGGGAGGAAGGGGUGGAUGUUUUCGAUGCGCAUUCUGGUGAACAGUUCAAUAUGCGUGCCAUGUUGUUUUGCACCAUCAACGAUUUUCCGGCAUAUGGCAAUUUGUCUGGGUAUAAAGUUAAAGGGCAUAAAGCGUGUCCUAUAUGUGAAAAAGACACAUGUUACCAUCAGCUUGAAAAAGAAAAGAAGACUGUUUAUCUCGGGCAUCGAAAAUUUCUAAAUCGUUAUCAUCCAUAUCGUAGAUUGGGGAAAUCUUUCAAUGGGGAACAAGAGUAUGGUGUUGCUCCAAAGCCCUUAACUGGAGAGGAAGUUUAUCAACGACAACAGGGCAUUACUGCUAUUUUUGGAAAGUACCAAAAGCGGCCUAUUAUGAAUAAUAUAUGGAAAAAGAGGUCAGUUUUCUUCGAUCUUCCAUAUUGGUCUAGUCUUGAGGUAAGACACUGUAUUGAUGUGAUGCACAUGGAGAAAAAUGUAUGUGAUAGUGUAAUCGGAACACUUCUCAACAUUCAAGGCAAGACAAAGGAUGGUAUUAAUGCUCGUCUAGAUUUGGGCGUGAUGGGUAUACGAGAAGAGCUAACUCCACAAUAUAUAGGUAACAAGACGUAUUUGCCUCCUGCCUGCUACACUUUGUCGAAAAAAGAGAAAACAAGUUUUUGUGAGUGUUUAGAAAGUAUCAAAGUGCCGCAUGGUUACUCAUCAAAUGUCAAGAGGCUUGUAUCGGUUAAAGAUCUCAAAUUAGUUGGCUUAAAAUCUCAUGACUGUCAUGUCUUAAUGCAACAACUACUACCAGUGGCUAUUCGUGGGAUAUUGCCUAACAAUGUUAGGAAGACUAUAACUAGGUUGUGCGUGUUUUUCAAUGCAAUUUGUUGCAAAUCCAUUGAUCCAUUAAAGUUAGAAGAUUUAGAAAAUGAGGCUGCAGUUAUCUUGUGCCAAUUAGAGAUGUUUUUUCCUCCUUCAUUUUUUGACAUUAUGGUUCACUUAAUUGUUCAUCUAGUAAGGGAGAUUAGAUUAUGUGGUCCAAUUUUUUUACGGUGGAUGUAUCCAAUAGAGCGAUACAUGAAGAUCCUAAAAGGGUAUACCAAGAACCCACACCGUCCGGAAGCAUCGAUUAUUGAGAGGUACAUUGCAGAAGAAGCAAUUGAGUUUUGUUCUAACUAUUUGUCGGAAGUGAAUGCUGUAGGGGUUCCCAAGUCUCGUCAUGAUGGAAGAUGUGAGGGUGUGGGUACACAAGGCUUAAAGAUCAAGAGCUUAAGUAUUGAUGUGGUUGUUCAAGCGCAUUUGUAUAUAUUGAAUAACACGGAUGAAGUUCAACCUUACUUAUCUGCUCACAAAAGCAUCAUAAAGAAAAAGUACCCCAAGAUGAGUGAAAGAGGGUUGUUAAAAGAGCAUAAUAAGAGUUUCUCUGAGUGGUUUAAAGAAAAAAUUGCUGGUAAUGAUAGUGCUUCAAAAACAAUUAAGUGUUUGUCCUAUGAGCCUAAAUGUAACAUAAUAACUUGGCGUGGAUAUGAUAUUAAUAAAACUUCCUUUUAUACAAAGGCAAAGGAUGACCGUAGUACCACGCAAAAUAGUGGGGUUAUGAUUGUGGCCGAGUCCAUGCACUUCUCUAGUGCUAAAGAUAAAAACCCGGUUAUGGCAUCUACACCCUACUUUGGGGUGAUUGAAGAGAUUUGGGAAGUUGAUUAUGUUGGGUUAAAAGUUCCUGUAUUUAAAUGCAAAUGGGUUGAUAUCAAUAGUGGUGUAAGAAUUGAUGAAUUUGGAGUUACAUUGGUUGAUCUUAGCAAGUUAGCUUAUGCGGACGAACCUUUCAUAAUGGCAUCUCAAGCAAAACAAGUUUUUUAUGUCACAGAUCCUUGUAAUAAAAGGUGGUCAGUUGUUCUACAAGGAAAGGUGCAUGAUAGUGAUGAAAAUCAAGAUGCGAAUCUUGAUAUUUUCGAAACUCCUCCUUUCUCAACAAAUGUGUCUACCUUCAUUGAAGAAGAUGUAGAGGAUGAUGUGCAUGCUAUUCGCAUACAUCAUGAAGAAGGGAUAUGGGAGAACUAG